Molecule: messenger RNA, 3045 nt
Organism: Beauveria bassiana ARSEF 2860
Lineage: Eukaryota; Fungi; Ascomycota; Sordariomycetes; Hypocreales; Cordycipitaceae
Product: DDHD domain-containing protein
Exons: 2
Coding region: 1-3045 (1014 amino acids)
Cellular component (GO): cytoplasm
Molecular function (GO): metal ion binding; glycerophospholipase activity
Source: RefSeq, a predicted model, not a curated record
AUGGUGCUCGUGGAGCAUACUUUCGAUGCGAAAUGUCGGCAAACCCCCGUCAACCUCCCUGACAGGGACGGAGGAAUGCCGCCAGUAAAGGCACAAUUCUUCUACUCUUCCUCGGUACCGAUUGAUGACCCGCUUUCCGCGAGCUCGCACACGGCAACCACCGAUUUCAAGAAAUACAAGGAGCUACUGCGACCUUUCGGCCGAGGUGACAACAACGCGCUGGAAACAGCGUGGGUGUCUCUGUCUAACACUGAAAGUCGUAGUCGCCACGAGGCUCUGCGCUCCGGAAAGCCAAAGACUGGGUCAGUAGCCAACAAAGAUGCAAGUUCGCGAGAGGAACUCGUGCAGAAAGCUGCUCAAAAGCACGGGAAAAUUCAUCUCGAAGUCAAGCACGACCAGAACCUCACAGCUCGCAUCGCAGCCAGCACAAACGAGAUGCGAGACACGCAAGAGGAGCUAUGCUGCUCUGAGCUGCUAAAUGAGAUCAAAGAACAGCUCAAGCACACAACGUGCUCACUAGCGAGAGCUGUUGAUCCGUUAUUCCGUCCAGAGGCGAUUGCCACAGAUGUAUCAGCAUUGAUACGCCGUCGUCAACUACAACAAGACAGCGAAGAAUGUCCAAUAUUGAACUCACUUCAAUCUGAAUCUUCCAACAAGAAUUCUAAAACCAUCGAUGUAGGCUCACUGUCUCAGCCUUCAACGCCGAAGCAGUUUUUUGUUGAUGAUAUGAGAAGUUUUGGAAAGAGCCAGAGCAAGCGUUCCUCCUGGACGGGAGGUGAAACCAAAUCUCGCAUGCGAGCUGACUCUCAGCUAUCCGAUCAUUCAAACAGAACGAAUGAGAUGCCUAGAAACUCGGCAACGCGCGAUGGAAUUACGGGGAACCCUUUCGCAAGAGUCAAUGGCCCAGGAGCAGGGUCCGAUCUUGUGACUCCUUCAAUAUCGCACGGUCAAUCUCUGUCGAACGAUUCACAGAAACUUCUGGCGCAGACGCGACCGGAAAGUCUUUCUGGCAAGCAUCACGAAACUAAAGAACAACAUGAAUCGUACUACCCGCUCGCUACUGGAUUCAAAACAGAGGAACUUCCAAAAGCACACAUCACUGUUGGGAUAUCCAGACUGCAUCUAGUUGACUUGCCUGAUCUUCAAAUGAAGCCAAUUUACUGGUCACCGAUCAACGAUGUUGCAGUGGUGACCAGAGCAACAUGGGACACAAUGUUGCCCGUAUCUACGGCAGUGGCUAACCAGUUAGAAGCUGGAUAUCAAGAAAUGAAGCCUUGGACAGAGACUUGGAAGGAAGAAUUGGCAUGCGCCCUGGAAGUCGGAGCCGCAGGCGAAGAGAAAGUCUCAUAUCAGCUAUGGCCCGAGCACAACCGUCCACUGAAUGGUAUCAACUCGUGUGAUUCCGAGCCGAUCAUCUCAUCUGACCUUUUCUGCGCAGCACGGUGCUUUCGGGGGGAUGCCGCCGCAAAUGGCUCCAUAUACUCGCUCAAUAUGGAGAAGCAGCUUCCCAACCGUCCCUUUGCCAGAUAUCAAGUCAUAUACAAAGAUCGCAAGACGGCAUUCCUAUUGAAGCCUAAUCUGGCACCAUCUUCAUACCACGGUAGAUGUCCCGUUGCAAAGAUACUGCGAGGGUUGACUGUAGGGCUGCCUGUCGUCCGUGGCUUUGAUAGACGCUCCUGGAACAGGCUCCAGGGUCCCAAAAAAGCUGCUGUAACAGCAGAAGAGGUACCUGCGGUAAAUGCCCAAGAAGAGAUAUCAAGCGAAUGUCCUGCUUGUUCCGCCGAAAAGGAUCGCGGGCAAAUUACAGACCUUGUUCUAGUUGCCCACGGUAUUGGACAAAAGAUUGCAGAAAGGGUAGAAAGCUAUCAUUUUACGCAUGCUAUCAAUAGUUUUCGAAGAGCUGUUAACAUCGAGCUUGGGAACCCGACUAUCCAGAACGUCCUUCGCGCAGAUCAGAAUGGCUUCAUGAUACUGCCACUCAACUGGAGAGUCGGGCUUUCAUUUGAUAGUGAUGAUGCGACGCCAACCGGAACCAAGGACACGACAGGGUCGUUCGACCUGAAAGACAUUGAACCUAGCACGAUACCCGCGGUUCGGAGCAUGAUCUCCGAUGUCAUGUUUGACAUUCCAUUUUACAUGUCUCACCACAAAAUAAAGAUGAUAACAGCUUUGGUACGCGAAGCUAAUCGCGUUUAUAGAUUGUGGUGUCGAAACAAUCCUGGGUUUUCUGAUAAAGGCAGGGUUCACUUGAUUGCGCAUUCACUGGGUAGUGUCAUGGCGGUCGACAUUCUAUCUCGGCAGCCUACGAGCGUGCCUCGGUUAAAUCUCUGCACGCCAAUUGCGCCCGACGAUCAGCACUUCGAAUUCAACACUACGAAUCUGUUCUUGGCGGGAAGCCCGGCCGGCUUCUUUUUAUUGCUGGAAAAAGGUGCGCUGAUGCCCCGUUGUGGCCGAACAAAGGCUGGAGCGGAUGACGGCGAUGUAGUCGCCAAGAACGUGGUUGGGGAGGCUGGGACAUUUGGGUGUCUGGCCGUGGAUAACGUAUACAAUGUCUUGGCUAAAGAGGACCCGAUUGCAUAUUUGUUGACCGGCGCAAUUGACCCCUCCUACUCCUCGAGCCUUAAGGUCGCCUACGUACCAAGCGUCACACCCUCGCUGAUAAGCACUGUCAGGGACGCCAUCAGGCAGGUGGUGCCCGGUCUGAAUCCGGAGCCAGAUCCGCUUGCGAUUGAGCCGCAAAGACCAACAACAGCUCGCAUGCCCUCGCAGCUAGAGCUAGAGAUUCACGAUUUCACAAGAGAAGAAAUUGCCGAGAAAAAGGCGUAUCUGCUCAAUGAUAACGGUCAGAUUGAUUGGUUCCUACGUUCCUCUGGCGGACCUCUCGAGAUUCAGUACUUGAACAUGCUUAGUGCGCACACCAGUUAUUGGACAAACCAAGACUUUAUUCGCAUGGUGUGCUUGGAAAUUGGCCGGAAACCAGGCCGUAGCCACACGUUCCCGGCAAUGAGGGCAGUCAAAAAAACGAAGCGAGACGGCAAGAAAUAG